Meloidogyne enterolobii is the source of this 1048-nucleotide messenger RNA. Lineage: Eukaryota; Metazoa; Nematoda; Chromadorea; Rhabditida; Meloidogynidae. The record is from the annotation of a GenBank genome assembly.
GGGCGGCAUGAGCAACAUGCUUUUCUUGUGUCGAUUAACUGAAAAUCACCCGCCUAUUAAAAACGAACCUGACAAAGUGCUAUUGCGGGUUUAUUUUAAUCCCGAGACUGAGAGCCAUUUGGUCGCAGAGUCUGUAAUUUUCACGCUUUUUUCUGAGCGUCAUCUUGGUCCAAAACUUUAUGGAAUUUUUAGUGGAGGUCGGCUCGAGGAAUACAUCCCGUCGAGACCACUUACAUGCACUGAAAUAUCAUAUCCGAAUAUGGCAAAUAAGAUUUCUAAGCGACUUGCUAGAGUGCAUCAGCUUGAUCCGGACUAUAUUUGUGACGCGUUGGACAGGUGGUUAAAUCAGUUGAGACUAACACCCAGUGGAUCAUCUGAUUUUAUCAUGCCGCAAAAAUAUUUGGAAUGGGCUCCGGAAAAGAUUAGCUGUGAUGACUUGUUGCACGAAAUCGAGAAUUUACGUUCUCUGAUUGUACAUAGUCAAAGUCUUGUGACAUUUUGUCAUAAUGAUUUACAAGAAGGGAAUAUUCUUCUGCCAAAAGGAAGUUCUGGCAAUAUAAGAUUGCAGUCAUCUACUGAAGUAUAUGGAGAUGGUGGACAAAGUAAUUCUCUAAGUGCUUUCAAUCCUAUGGAUUUGCGUCUUGUCCUUAUAGAUUUUGAGUAUGCCAGUUACAAUUACAGAGGUUUUGACUUUGCGAAUCACUUUGUUGAAUAUAGUAUCAAUUAUGAUGUAGAUCAUGCACCAUUUUAUGAGAUUCUUCCUGAAAGAUUUCCUACCGAAGAACAAAUGCUCGAGUUUAUGUAUAGUUAUGAGCGCGAGGCGAAUCCUAAGGUUUCGGAAGAACAAUUACAUGAAAGAGGGAAAAAGAUGAUAAAGGAAACAGUUCCGUUUGUACCAGUUUCGCAUUUGCUUUGGGGAGUUUGGGGGCUACUCCAAAUGGAAGUCUCUCCAGUCGGAUUCGGGUUUUCGGAAUAUGGUCGUGACAGAUUGGGUUAUUAUUAUAUGAAUAAGCAUUUAUUGGAUAAAUUUUUGGACAAAAUCUACUAG